ACUCUUUCCUCCCCCUCUUGAGCAUAGGCACGCACCAUGGUUUAAAAUUCGUGUCGGUUUUUUUUGGUUUUCUCAAGCUUUUCGGCGAUGUUUGAGCGAUCGCCGAGGGCGUGAAUGAAAGGCAGGAGCGGAUGUUAUUUCGGGCGGCCGGUGAACAGCUAAGAGCUGAGGCGCGUGGGAAGCCCCUUCUCAAUCGAGAUGGAAUUGGCCUGAGACAGGAGAGGGAAGAAAAGCUUCCUUUCUGUGAGGGUUCAAUGGUUGCAUGCUUCGGAUGGAAACUACAAAGGGUGAUGAUGUCAAAGAAGACUUCCAAAAGAAAGAUAGCUUCAGCUAAAGUGGGUGAUUAUACUUUUGAAAUAUUAACAAAGGUGAUUGACUGGGUGGAGCCAUCUUUUACUGAUUUCUGCAAAAAUACGAAUCCCUCAUCUAGUAUCAUUUACAAGAAGACUCCCACAGAUACUCACCACCAUCAGAAACGAAAAGAACAUUUUUCUCUCCUAGAAAGUAGCAAGAGUGGGAGAAAAAAGGGAAAACCUUCUUCUAGAGAUGAGAGAGAUGAAGUUUCAAAACAAAAAUGCAAUGAAAUUGAACCAUGGGUGGAUAAAUACAAACCAAAAUCUCAGAAUGAACUUGCUGUACACAAGAAGAAAAUUGAAGAAGUUGAAGCCUGGUUAAAAGCUGAAGUAUUUCAAAGGCAGACCAAGCUGGGUGGCUCUAUUUUAUUAUUAACUGGUCCCUCAGGCUGUGGAAAGUCUGCAACUUUGGAAAUAUUAGCUAAAGAUCUUGGGAUUCAAGUGCAAGAAUGGGUAAAUCCUGUAUUGAUGGACUUCAGGAAAGAUGACUUCCAAGAUACUUUGAAGGAUGAUUUUCAGGGACUGCCCUAUCAGAGUCAAACAGCUGUCUUUCAAGAGUUUCUACUAAGAGCAAACAAAUAUACUAAGCUUCAGAUGGUCGGGGACACUGUGAAAACUGACAAAAGACUUAUUCUUGUGGAAGAUGUGCCGAACCAUUUUUAUCGUGAUCCUAGCAGCUUACAUGAAAUUUUGAGAAUGUUUGUGCGAGUGAGCAGAUGCCCUCUUGUGUUUAUAAUAUCAGACGGUGCUAGUGCAGCCAGCAGCCAAAGGUUUCUUUUCCCAAAGGAAAUUCAUGAAGAGCUACAUAUAGCUAAUAUUAGUUUUAACCCAGUGGCUCCCACAAUAAUGCUAAAAGUUCUAAACCGAAUAACUACAAUCGAGGCUAAUACGAAUGGAGAAAAAAUUGAUGUCCCUGCCAAAUCCUCAAUGGAAUUGAUUUGCAAAGGAUGUUCAGGUGAUAUUAGAAGUGCAAUAAAUACUCUUCAGUUUUCUUCUUUGAAAGAGUACUCAUCAAAGAACAACUUGUGGCCACAGAAAAAAGGGAAUUCUUCAUUAAAAUGUGAUUUAUUAUCUAAGGUGAAAAAGAAAUUUGGUAACUCUUUAGAAAGCCAGGAGAUACAAGCUGUCGGUGGCAAAGAUGCAUCCAUCUUUCUUUUCCAUGCUUUGGGGAAAAUACUUUACUGCAAAAGAAAGCAAAUAAUGGAGUUGGGCUUUCCUUGCCUACCGCCUCAUUUAUCAGACUACGAACGAAGCCCUUUGCUUGUUCAACCUGAGGAUGUUAUAGAAAAAUCACACAUGCCUGGGGACUUGUUUAAUUUAUACCUUCAUCAAAACUAUGUAGACUUUUUCUCUGAUAUAGAGGAUCUUGUGAGAGCUAGUGAAUAUCUGAGUGUUGCUGACUUGCUCUGCAGUAACUGGGAUGCACGACCUACACUCCGGGAGUAUAGUGCAUCUGUGGCCACAAGAGGUAUGAUGCAUUCAAACAGAUCUAGAGCCUUUGCCCAUAGCAAAGGAGGAAUGGGCUUUCGACCCCUUCAUAAACCACAGUGGUUCCUAAUUAAUAAGAAGUAUCAGGAAAACUGCACUGCUGCAAAAUCCCUUUUCUCAAAUUUCUGCUUACCACCACUAUGCCUUCAGACCCAGCUAUUACCUUAUCUUGCCCUGUUGACAAAUCCAAUGAGAAACCAAGCUCAGAUUACUUUUAUUCAGGAUGUUGGAAGGCUCCCUUUAAAGAAACACUUUGGAAGGUUAAAACUUGAAACUCUUACUGAUAAAGAUUCUGCCAUUCAAGUCUUUGACAGCGAUGAUGAAAGUGAUUUUGCUAGCAUGCAGUCCCCAAAUAUGAUCCAACUGGAGAAAAACAAUACUAGGGAAAAGAAUGAGUCAGAUGAAUGUCUUCUUUCUGCUAGCCAGGCUCCUGGAAAUGAAUUGCCGUGCAGCCAGCCUCAGCCUGUUACAGCUCAAGCAAUCAUGGAGGAAGAUGAACUAAACAUAGAGGAAUAUGAUAGUGAUUGAACAAUGGAAAACAGCAGCACCAGUGCUGUUUGUUGAAUGUUUUAGUUGAAUGUUUUAUUUUAUAAUAAUUCUUAUCUAGAAAACACUGUGAAAGCUAUCAAUGGGUAACUGUCACUCCAGCAAGUCCUUAUUAAUUUGCCAUGACUCCACGCUUAUUCUUUACAGGGUUACAUCAUGGCAUAUAUCAGGGUGUUUGUUGUACCUCUGAUUUUAUUUGAGUCUACUAUGGAAAGCCCUAACUAUGUUUAAUUUAAGAUUUUGUUCCCUAGCCAUAUGGGCAUGUAUAUGUAACAAUAUUUAGGCACUGAGUUUUUGUCCAAGAGAUGUUUGGGAAAUAUUGUCAAUAGUUCUGUUAAGGUUUCACACAUUUAGCCCUAAUAUGAGAUGACAAAUUACAAAGAAUUUAAAUUCUGGAUUGUGUACUAUUUAAGAUGUAAAUAAACACUGAGGUGUUAAGUUUGUUAAUAAAUAGUACUAUAUGCAAUUCUAGAUGUGUAUAAUCAAAAACAUGUACAGUAUUUUACAUAAUUGGUCUUUUUAUGUUUUGCUAAUUUAUCCAGAACAAUUAAAGUAUGCAAUUCUUUGAACAGUA
Messenger RNA from Eublepharis macularius, 2961 nucleotides. RefSeq names its product RAD17 checkpoint clamp loader component (gene RAD17). Lineage: Eukaryota; Metazoa; Chordata; Lepidosauria; Squamata; Eublepharidae. Bases 132 to 2369 code for a protein of 745 amino acids. Gene Ontology annotation, molecular function: DNA clamp loader activity; chromatin binding. The transcript has 17 exons. Gene Ontology annotation, cellular component: Rad17 RFC-like complex; nucleus. Gene Ontology annotation, biological process: DNA damage checkpoint signaling; mitotic DNA replication checkpoint signaling; DNA repair. The record is from RefSeq and is a predicted model, not a curated record.